Messenger RNA from Scatophagus argus, 1973 nucleotides. It is a transcript of the gene ren, whose product is annotated as renin. Gene Ontology annotation, biological process: angiotensin maturation. The record is from RefSeq and is a predicted model, not a curated record. Gene Ontology annotation, molecular function: aspartic-type endopeptidase activity. Lineage: Eukaryota; Metazoa; Chordata; Actinopteri; Scatophagidae. The coding region runs from base 189 to 1379 and encodes 396 amino acids. The transcript is spliced from 9 exons.
UAGUGGCCUAUGGGUGAGAGCACGGUGAAGAGGACAUGGUAUAAAAAGAGUUGAGGGCCCAGGCAGACAGCACAUAGAGAGAGAGGCAACUUUUCUGAACAAAUUUUUAUAAACGAGGAAUAUAUUCACAAAAACAGGAAGCUUUGCAAAUACAGCGUUAAUCACUGCCUGUUAUCAGAAAAGCCACCAUGGCACAACUCAUGAAUUACUGGAUAUGUUUACUUGCUCUAUCAAUGACAGCAACCUCCAGCUAUGCCUUGAGAAGAAUCAGCCUGCACAAGAUGCCAUCCAUCAGAGAGACGCUGAGGGAGAUGGGUGUUUCUGUGGAGCAGGUGUUGAGUGAGCUGACUCUAAAGACGACAGAUGAACCAAACAACGGGACUGUUCCCACACCUCUAACCAAUUACUUGGAUACUCAGUACUAUGGGGAAAUCAUCAUCGGAUCUCCGGCACAGAUGUUCAACGUGGUGUUUGACACAGGCUCAGCAAACCUGUGGGUGCCCUCGCAAAGCUGCUCCCCUUUCUCCACUGCAUGUUUUACCCACAAUAGGUAUGAUUCCUCCAAAUCUCGGACUUAUGUCCAGAACGGAACUGGAUUUUCCAUCCAGUACGCCUCUGGAAAUGUCAGGGGAUUUCUCAGCGAGGAUGUGGUUGUGGUUGGUGGUAUUCCUGUAGUGCAGGUGUUUGCUGAAGCUACCUCACUGUCUGCCAUGCCCUUCAUCUUCGCCAAAUUUGACGGAGUCCUGGGGAUGGGCUAUCCAAACGUGGCCAUCGAUGGCAUCACUCCUGUGUUUGACCGUAUCAUGUCUCAGCAUAUCCUCAGGGAAGAAGUGUUCUCUGUCUACUAUAGCAGAGAUCCAAAACACUCCCCUGGAGGAGAGUUGGUCCUCGGUGGCACAGAUCCAAAUUACUACACUGGAAACUUUAAUUAUAUGAACACCAGAGAAAUGGGCAAAUGGGAGGUAACCAUGAAAGGGGUUUCUGUGGGGAUGGAAAUGAUGUUUUGUGCUGAAGGCUGCACAGCUGUGAUCGACACAGGCUCCUCCUACAUCACGGGCCCGGCCUCCUCUGUGUCCAUGCUCAUGAAAACCAUUGGAGCAGAGCAGGACGAAAGUGGAUACAAAGUCAACUGCAACACUGUCAAGACGUUGCCAAGCAUCGGUUUCCACCUGGGUGGCCACGAGUACUCACUCACUCAGGAGGAUUAUAUCCUCUGGCAAUCACAGAUCGAAGGGGAUGUCUGCACUGUCACCUUCAGGGGCUUGGAUGUCCCACCCCCUACUGGUCCCAUUUGGAUUCUGGGAGCCAACUUCAUCGCUCGCUACUACACAGAGUUUGAUCGUCGCAAUAACCGAAUAGGAUUUGCUACAGCAGUCUGACAGGAACAUAAACACUGGCCACAUUGCUCCAUUUUCUUUUUUUUUUCCAUCUUUGGUGCUAUGUCUUUGUCCAGUCUUUGCUUCGGUUGCUUUUCAUGAUAACUCAUGAUCACAUCUGUUUUAUAAAAUGCUAAAGACAAAUGCACGAUAAACCAGUCUACAAUUUCCAGAAAAUUUCCUACAUUCACUUUAUAUAUAAGAAAUAGAAGAUAUAUAAUUUGUACCAGUGGUACUGAACACCUUCUAAACCUUUUUUUGUUGUUGUUGUUGUUUGUUUUUUGUUUUGUUUGGUUUUAUUUAUACACAUUUACCAGCAGUUACAAAGUUUCUCUGUAUGUGAGACUGCUGAUUAUUAUCAGGCAACAACACCGGAUAUCUGUAUCUGUAAUGCAAUAACGUAGCAAGAAUAAACUUGUUUUCUGGGGUCAAAUUAAAUUUGACUUCUUUAAGGACUGCAUUGUUUUCCUUCAAGUCUGCUAAAUCUAUUUUGAACCAUGUGAAAGUCAAGGCUGAAGUUCAAAGCAUGCUGCCAGACCAGUCACAGAAAUAUGCGCCAUUGUUUACUAUAACCUUGGGUAGCAAAAAAAAUGGGAU